Hibiscus syriacus is the source of this 2055-nucleotide messenger RNA. RefSeq names its product probable 26S proteasome regulatory subunit 10B. The transcript has 14 exons. Lineage: Eukaryota; Viridiplantae; Streptophyta; Magnoliopsida; Malvales; Malvaceae. Gene Ontology annotation, cellular component: proteasome regulatory particle, base subcomplex. Gene Ontology annotation, molecular function: ATP hydrolysis activity; proteasome-activating activity; ATP binding. Bases 40 to 1758 code for a protein of 572 amino acids. The record is from RefSeq and is a predicted model, not a curated record. Gene Ontology annotation, biological process: proteasome-mediated ubiquitin-dependent protein catabolic process.
CUGUUAUUCCAAGAAAGUAGUACGGAUAAUUUUUCUCCAAUGGCAAUUUUGAAGCGACUCCUCACUACCACUGCUCCUUCAUGGCAAAAGAUCGCCUCUCCUAAAAUCCUAACCCCAACCACUUCACCUUCUCCCUCAACUCAUCUCCUUCCCCCUCUCUGCCACCGUUUCCCUCAAGGCUCAAAUUUUACAAUCGGAUCUGAUGUCCAGCAGCUAAGGUUGUUGGCUGCUGUUUCAGGGUCAUACUCUAUACUUCCAGCUAUCUUGGCCGGUUUGCUUGGAGCAGGAAUAGUAGAGACAGCGUACGCUGAUGCUGAUGAGGUCUCUUCCAAACCUCCUCUUCCAUUGAAACCUCCUGCUAGUCAUGUCAACCUUGAGGAAACUGCCACGAAAGAGAAGCGGCGCAUUGCGCAGAGGCUUAAAGAUAAAGGAAUUAGAUAUGGUUCUUAUCCUCGGUUUACUGUUGCUGUCAAGGGCCAAAAGGUUACAAUCAAGUUCCAGAUUCCUCAUGGUUGUGAAGUUGCACAAUUGAUUGCGAACCUUGUUUCACAUCUCGGACUGGAGGUUGAAGAGCGUGGUGGUGGUUCGGAUGUGCUAUUGCGUGCAUGGGACAGUUCAGUUGCCUGGCAGCUGACGCUUAAACCACCGGAGAAACAUAAGGAAACUGGAGUAAACGAGGGGCAUUCAGUAUAUAGGAAUGGAGAUGAAGGGGAUUUAUGCAUCCUCAUUUUCCGUUCACUGAUAAGCUCCGACAAAGCGGAAAUUGAGUUUAUAAAGCAAGGAAGUUUGAAUCAAAAGGAGCUUGAUGCCUUGGUCUCUGCCUUAGAACUCACUGGUCGAAAGAUUGCACAAAGUAGCUCUGUGGUAAACAAACCAAGGACCGGAUCUGCACAGAUGCCUGCACAAAAAUCAAUCUCUAGCCUGAGGGCCAUGGGAGUAAGAAUUUAUGGACUUGAUAUGCCACAUCGGAAUAAACCAUACAGUGAGAUAUCAUGGGGCAAUAUUGCUGGGUAUGAUCAACAAAAACGAGACAUAGAAGACACAAUUUUGCUGGCUCUAAAUAGCCCUCAAGUAUAUGAUGAUAUUGCACGUGGGACUCGCCAAAAUUUCGAGUCAAAUAGACCCAGAGCUGUGCUCUUUGAAGGACCUCCUGGUACAGGGAAGACAUCUUGUGCUCGUGUUAUUGCUAAUCAGGCGGGUGUCCCAUUGCUCUAUGUACCACUAGAGAUUGCCAUGUCAAAGUACUAUGGUGAAAGUGAACGCAUACUGGGGCGAGUGUUCUCUCUCGCCAAUAAGCUCCCCAAUGGUGCUAUCAUAUUCUUAGAUGAAGUUGAUUCCUUUGCCACUGCUCGUGGUGGUGAAAUUCAUGAAGCUACACGUCGGAUUUUGUCGGUGUUAUUGCGACAGAUUGAUGGAUUUGAACAGGACAAGAAAUUAGUUGUCAUUGCAACCACAAAUAGAAAACAAGAUCUUGAUCCAGCAUUGAUUAGUCGUUUCGAUUCAGUGAUUGUCUUCGGUCUACCUGAUGAGCACAACCGGCAGGAAAUAGCAGCUCAUUAUGCAAAGCACCUUACAGAAUCAGAGUUAGCUGAAUUUGCUCGAGUCACUGACAAAAUGUCUGGUAGGGACAUCCGGGAUGUAUGCCAACAAGCUGAGCGAUCAUGGGCAUCAAAGCUGAUUCGAGGACAGGCAAAGAACGACAAAGAACAACCAUCUCUCCCACCUUUCGAGGAAUACAUAAAAAGUGCCAUUAACUGAAGAAAGGCUCUACUCAAUGCCGCCGAGCAGAAAAAACCUCGUUUAGAUUCGUUAUCUUCGCAAUCAACAGCAGCAGUGUAGGUGGAUUAUCUGCCAUCUGCAUUCAGUCCCAUGUUCAUAGAUUUUUCAUUUAAUAUAAUUGGGGUUUCAUUACAUAGAGAUAUAGAUCACAGCUUUAUUGUCACCACCAACUUUGAUAGAUAAACCAAAGAGUAGUCUAUUAAUUUUACUGGAACUUCAGAAGAUUAAGUUGCACUGGAACAAGCUCAUCAGCAAAGCUCCUUGUCUGCAUUAACC